ACGGGGUUUCAGAGCGCGUAAUACAGCUGUUUAUUUGUUCUUAUGCACGUUGCCUGUUGACUCACUUAAAUCUCAACAGUUGAUAUGUAAGCGUGAUAUCCUGCCGCACUUUGAGAUUUGAAAUACAGCCUACUUCACGCAUGAUGCGCGUAAAAGACGUCGCUCUCGUUUUGAUUUUCGCCUGCGUCGCGCAACAGUUUUUACAGGUGGACAGUGUGAAAGAUAAACAGAGACGGGGAAGAGCACAGCCCGGUAAAGGGGAGAGAAGAAGAGGUCAGAAGAAUGAAACCGGUCCUAAAGCAUCUGGUGACACAGUGGUCAGAGGGAGAUUUUCCACGAAGGACAAAGCGCAGUGCACGUGGGUCGCGGCAAGUGAGGGUGACAGGUUUCUUUUGGGAGUCACCUGUGCAAACGAGGGAACGGAUUUCGAGUGCAAAUAUGUGGCGAAGCCCACCACUUGUCAGCAAUACUCAUCCAACUCCGAAGCGUACUGGAAGCAGAUCGGCCGUUCGCUGAAGAAGCAGAAAGGGUUAUGUCGCGACUUCACAGCGCGGGUUAAAGCCGUGAUGUGCAGGAGAGCGCCGAAGGAAGCGCACUUCAGAUUGGUGCUCACGCGUUCCUCAUCCGGAGUCCCGUCACCGCCGCCCGGUUCUCCGCCGUGCCCUGGCCGUGUCGAUAAGCUGAAACGGGCCGAGGAAUACUGCACCAGCUCCUGGUCUUCUCUGUGCACGUUUCUGUUCUUGAUGGUUGAGAAUGAUGAAUGCUCUUGAGUUGCAAUCUUUCAACCUUUUUUAAUAGGCUAUGUAGAAUUGAUGGCUGGCUGUAUAAAUGAGAUUAGCCUAUACGUUUUAUAAUGUUUAUAAUUUAUGUUUUCUGUAAUUAAUGUGUUUUUAAAUAUAGUUUGUAGUAACUUGAUUAACUCGAUAAAUGUUAGGUUUGAUUGGU
Triplophysa rosa is the source of this 945-nucleotide messenger RNA. RefSeq names its product fibroblast growth factor binding protein 1a (gene fgfbp1a). The record is from RefSeq and is a predicted model, not a curated record. Bases 141 to 770 code for a protein of 209 amino acids. The transcript has a single exon. NCBI's taxonomy places the organism in Eukaryota, Metazoa, Chordata, Actinopteri, Cypriniformes, Nemacheilidae. Gene Ontology annotation, molecular function: growth factor binding. Gene Ontology annotation, biological process: cell-cell signaling.